Messenger RNA from Parus major (Great Tit), 1849 nucleotides. RefSeq names its product aprataxin (gene APTX). Gene Ontology annotation, molecular function: single-stranded DNA binding; mismatched DNA binding; protein binding. The transcript has 6 exons. Gene Ontology annotation, biological process: double-strand break repair; single strand break repair. Gene Ontology annotation, cellular component: nucleus. The coding region runs from base 759 to 1622 and encodes 287 amino acids. The record is from RefSeq and is a predicted model, not a curated record. Lineage: Eukaryota; Metazoa; Chordata; Aves; Passeriformes; Paridae.
GACUUCCUCUACUAAACUUGCUUAUCUUCCUCCUAAACCUUAAGUUUCAUAAGCUGAGGCAGCUUUUUGUAUAAGGUUGGAGUUCGUGUGUUAAUGGGACUACACAGUUUUAGAAGAUUUUUUGUUAGUGGGGUAGUAGAGCCAGAGAUGUGGUUACUUAUGAGAAGGGAUGGGAUGUGAGACAGCACUGCAGGAAUGCUCAUGUUACUGGAUGGAUGGAGGUAACUACUCCCUCACACUUAGGAGACCCAGUAUCUCUUAAAUAAUAUGAAGGGAAAGAUUUCUGGUGCCGGUGUUUGUCUGUGUGCCCGCAGCAUCAGCCAGUGUGGACAGCACAACAACAUGUUCUACCUACUGAGGGGUAAUGUCUUCUCUCAAAAUGCCUCUGGAGCCCACUAAGCACAGGCAUAUCAUGGGUAUCUGAUGAAUCUGGCCGAGGUAUUGAGGACAGUUUUUCACAGAAAUCAGCCCUAAUCAUGAUUUCAGUAUUGUGUUACUGGAAUCUCAGUAUGGGGAAUACUUUCUGGUGGUGGGUGCUAGUAUGUUUUCUCCGCCUGUUGAAGAGUUGUUCCCUAGAUGACAGGUGUGUGGCAGAAGGUUCCAGUGAUCACUUGUUCGAUUUUUCAUUUGUUGAUGGGAAGCUUCCAUGACCUGAGUGAAACUGCAAAGCUCUAGACUAAAGAGAUCCUGGCUGAAAUCAGGUGUGUGCUUCAUUACAGUGAAUACCAAGAGAGAGGUGUAGUACCAUCUUGUGAAGCAUGCAGAUAGGAGUCAACCCAACUAGUGUUGAUCUUGUGAAUAUUGGCAAGGGUGAGGUGGUGAAAAUGAAGCCAGGCCAAGUUCUGCAUAUUGUGAAUAACCUUUACCCCUACACGAUACAAUUUGCCGAAGAGUCUGGGAAAACUGUUCCGAAAGCAGACAAGAUGCCACAUGAGGACUCCUGUGAGAAUGAUGAUAAAGAGCUUGUGCCCAGAAAAACAAUGAAGUUGGAGGUGGUGGAUACACAAGGCAGUUCUACAAAUCCGAAGCUAAGCAAUAUCAGUGUAUCUACACAUGAAGGAACUUCAAGUAAAAAGGAACAUUUAGGACACUGGAGUCAGGGUCUAAAGAGCUCCAUGCAAGAUCCAAAAAUGCAGGUUUACAAAGAUGAAAAGACUGUAGUCAUCAAGGAUAAAUAUCCCAAAGCACGUUACCACUGGCUUAUCUUACCAUGGGACCCCAUUUCAAGCCUGAAGUCAGUCACCAGGGACCACCUUGAGCUCCUGGAACAUAUGCAUGCCAUUGGGCAAAAAAUGAUCGAACAGUGCCCUGCCAGAGAGAGCCUGGAGUUCAGACUGGGUUACCAUGCUAUUCCCAGUAUGAGUCAGCUACAUUUGCAUGUAAUCAGUCAGGAUUUUGAUUCUCCGGCUCUGAAAACCAAAAAGCACUGGAAUUCUUUUACUACAGACUACUUCUUAAACUCUCAAGAUGUGAUAGAGAUGGUAAGAAGCAAGGGAAAAGUGAUGGUGAAAGACCAUACCUCUGAACUUCUCAAACUUCCCCUCAGAUGCCAUCGCUGUAAAGAACAGCUGUCCACAAUCCCACAGUUAAAGGAACAUCUUAGGAAACAUUGGCCAAAAUGAUUUUGCAAAAAAACAUCUUCCAGUCUGUCUUCAGAUUUCAAGCCAACACAAAGACUACGAAAUGUUAAUGGAAAUGUGUGUUUAUUAACUGGAAUUGCAAAUAUAAUGUGUGGAAAAGUAUCCUGGAAACAGCAGCAUACUAAUUUAGUAAUAGCUUCAACAAAAAAAACCAAGCCCUCUUCUUCCUCCCUACUGAAAAUAUAAAUAAAGUGAUUCCUGAAAUUGAA